Marasmius oreades (fairy-ring Marasmius) is the source of this 675-nucleotide messenger RNA. RefSeq lists its product as uncharacterized. Bases 1 to 675 code for a protein of 224 amino acids. The transcript is spliced from 8 exons. The record is from RefSeq and is a predicted model, not a curated record. NCBI's taxonomy places the organism in Eukaryota, Fungi, Basidiomycota, Agaricomycetes, Agaricales, Marasmiaceae.
AUGUCAUCUCCCGAAGAGCUUGAACUCGAACAGCUAGUCGCGCCCUUUUUGACGGUGCGCGCUGUGCUAAUUCUACCCAUCAGCACGCUCUCGGCCAUGUACCUGACGUACGGAAUAUACAUCCUUAUCUUUGCUGUAUCCGUCCGCGUCCUCCUCCGCCCCGAUAGGCCCACGACCGUAUCAAACCUCUAUCUCCCGUGUACGAUAUUCUCAUUCACAAUGGCUACAAUCUACGUCGCGUCCUUCACCGCCAAAGACGUGCACCAAGCGAUCCUCGUUUUCAACGCGGCCAAGACGAAGGAUUAUUUAAGGUUGGUCGAGCUGCUCAGAUAUGAUUUCGAGAGUGCCAUGGAGUUUGGCUUGUUGGCUCUGACAGCUUCACUGAUGAACAUCGCUGCUGAUUGUAUGCUCAUCCAUCGCUGCUACGCAUGUUGGGGAUUCAGACGAAGGAUCCUCAUUCCGCUGAUGCUGAUCGCAGUCGCCCUCAACAUUCUCGAUUUGAUCGCCAACUUCGACACUUCUACCCCAGAACAUUCACAUUUCUUCUUGAAAUUCACCACAACCGGCAACGCCAACGGGAUAGCGAUCGCGGUCUUCAGCAUGCUCUUGACACUCCUUACAGCCGGACGAAUCUGGUGGACCACCCGAACAGAUCUCAAGGGCGCUCAGAACUGA